AUGUCCUCUGAAGGCGCUGAAGGGAGCGCUUCCAGCGUGGACAGGAUGAACGGCGUUGGGAUGCCGGUUCUUUUUAUCUCCGUGAUAGCCAUGGCUUUUUUUAUGACUCGACGCUUCCUUAUUAAAGCUGUUACUUCUGCCUUUGCGGACACAACGUCUUGUCUCUGCUUUUUUUCUGCUGUCGUAAAUAUGCUGCUUUCGGUGUUUCUUUUCUUCAGCACCGGAUUCAAUUACGGCCUCGUAUCAACAGUGCUGGCCUACUGCAUGGUCUUCAUCAAGGGCCGAGAUAACUUCAACCAAUACUUGGUCCAUCUGUUGGCAAUAUACCUGGUGUGGUUUCUUGUAUUGGUGGGCAUACCAGCGGAGAUCAACCACGGCAUUAUCAGGGCCACAAACAAGGCCGAUUGUACGGCAUUUUACAACACCUAUGCAUCAACAAUGUGUCUUGAUGGCUGGCUGACAUUUGUGAAGAUCGUUGCAUGUUGUGUUCUAGGGUUUACGCUACUGUCUCUGCUUCUUCUUACAUCUGAGGUACUUGGCUCAGCGCAGUUGGGUGGGGUUCGGAUGCAGAAGUUUGAUAAUGAAGAGGCCAGAGUGCAUGCGGGUGAAGGUAGGGAGUGA
Trypanosoma cruzi is the source of this 621-nucleotide messenger RNA. RefSeq lists its product as uncharacterized. The coding region runs from base 1 to 621 and encodes 206 amino acids. The transcript has a single exon. Lineage: Eukaryota; Euglenozoa; Kinetoplastea; Trypanosomatida; Trypanosomatidae. The record is from RefSeq and is a predicted model, not a curated record.